Messenger RNA from Magnusiomyces paraingens, 621 nucleotides. RefSeq lists its product as uncharacterized. The transcript is spliced from 2 exons. The coding region runs from base 1 to 621 and encodes 206 amino acids. The record is from RefSeq and is a predicted model, not a curated record. NCBI's taxonomy places the organism in Eukaryota, Fungi, Ascomycota, Dipodascomycetes, Dipodascales, Dipodascaceae. Gene Ontology annotation, molecular function: transcription coactivator activity.
AUGAUCCGAAAUUUGCACUUUGAAGUUGCUCUGUUAAAUGACGGGUCUUGGACUACCUAUGAACAAGCCAAAAUUGCAUUAACAAACUACCUGAACGACCACUACGAUGCCAUCAAGCAUAUUCCAGGAGAACUUUUGUACGUAAACCCUAAACAAGUAUCAGCAGUGUCAGCAGUGUCAGCAGUGUCAGUAGUAUCAUCCUUGUCAAUUGAUACUAAUGUGGCCCACAUUCGGAUCUGUGAGCUUCAGGAAGAAUUCCUGGGUCAAAGUGAUGAUGAUGAUGAUGGUGAUGGCGACAAUGAACGGACGUUUACCGCAAAAGAAGAUUUAAAUGGAAAUAAAUCUGUUCAAGAGUUAUUCGGAAUCCAAGAGUCACCGAUUGUGCGACUAGAUCAAGUAGCGCUAAUAUUUCAUAUUUACCGCUAUGCAACUACCAGCCCACCACUUGGUACACAUUCUACGUUAACUGCCCACGGCCCGCCAGUUUGUUGGGGCCGAACACAACAACAACAACAACAGCAACAGCAACAGCAACAGCAACAGCAACAGCAACAGCAACAGCAACAGCAACAGCAACAGCAACAGCAACAGCAACAGCAGCAGCAGCAGCAGCAGCAGUAG